ACUUCGAAAGGUCUGUAGUUUUUGAAACGAGAUUGAAUUCCUUCAAGUUUGUAACCUAGGACACUUAAGAACUUGGAUUUGAGUUCACAGGAUGGUUAUACAUAAAAUAAAAGAUCAAGUGCUCACAAGGUUAAAUUUCCCGAAAGCCUUACUGGAUGUAAGACAAAGGCGGGGUAUAAAACGAAAAUAAAAGUAUGCUGAGUUAGAGAGGUCAUUCUAUCUUACUCUCUGCACUCAAGACUGCUCCUGUCUGCCGACAGAAACAGAUUGGAGCCAUGGCUUUGGAACACAACCAGUCAACAGAUUACUAUUAUGAGGAAAAUGAAAUGAAUGACACUCAUGACUAUAGUCAGUAUGAAGUGAUCUGUAUAAAAGAAGAGGUCAGAAAAUUUGCAAAAGUUUUCCUGCCUGCCUUCUUCACAAUAGCUUUCAUCAUUGGACUUGCAGGCAAUUCCAUAAUAGUGGCGAUUUAUGCCCAUUACAAAAAGCGGCGAACCAAAACAGAUGUGUACAUCCUGAAUUUGGCAGUGGCAGAUUUACUCCUUCUAUUCACUCUGCCUUUUUGGGCAGUUAAUGCAGUUCAUGGGUGGGUUUUAGGGAAAAUCAUGUGCAAAGUCACUUCAGCCUUGUACACGGUCAACUUUGUCUCUGGAAUGCAGUUUCUGGCUUGUAUCAGCAUAGACAGAUAUUGGGCAGUAACUAAAGCCCCCAGUCAAUUGGGAGUGCGAAAACAAUGCCGGCUCAUCUGUUUCUGUGUCUGGAUGGCUGCCAUCUUGCUGAGUAUACCUCAGCUGGUUUUUUAUACAGUAAAUCACAAGGCUAGGUGCAUUCCCAUCUUUCCACACCACCUAGGAACAUCAAUGAAAGCAUCAAUUCAAAUGCUGGAAAUCUGCGUUGGAUUUGUAAUACCCUUUCUUAUUAUGGCAGUGUGCUACUUCAUCACGGCAAAGACACUCAUCAAGAUGCCAAACAUUACAAAAUCUCGGCCCCUCAAAGUUCUGCUCACAGUGGUCAUAGUUUUCCUUGUCACUCAGCUGCCUUAUAACAUUGUCAAGUUUUGCCAAGCCAUAGAUGUCAUCUACUCCCUGAUCACCAACUGCGACAUGAGCAAACGUAUGGAUGUUGCCAUCCAAAUCACAGAGAGCAUUGCACUCUUUCACAGCUGCCUCAACCCGGUCCUGUAUGUUUUUAUGGGAAACUCUUUUAAAAACUACAUCAUGAAAGUUGCCAAGAAAUAUGGGUCCUGGAGAAGACAAAGACAAAAUGUGGAGGAGAUUCCUUUCGAUUCUGAAGAUGUUACAGAGCCAACCAGUACUUUCAGCAUUUAAAUAUAAAACUGCUCUGUCUCUUGCUUCGAUACACAUGAAUGAGGCUUCUCCCUCAGAUAAAACAUCUGCAUUUUUCUGAAAUUCAAAUCUCAAACACUGUGGUGGCAACUUAUAACAAAGAAGAGGUUAGAGUGGGGAAGGGGAGUGGGGUAGAAGCCAAGAAAAAGAGGAAACAAAAAGUAAAUGCAUAAAACAUGGAAAUUAAAAUUAACAAUAUAGGAAAAUAGUAGUAACAGUCAUACAUAAGAAAAACACUAUAAGUUAGGUCAUCUAAAACAGAUUAUUAAAGAAAUUUAAAUUAAGGGGCAUUUAUAAUUAUUUUAAAUUAUCUAAAUUUUAAUAUAAGAACAAUUUCCCUGCAUAAUUUUAGUACUUGAAUAGCUAUACAGCAAAAUUUAAUGUCUUUUUCUUUUUCUUGUUUCUUAAUUUGUAAGAGAUUUCAUAAAACUCCAGAAAAAAUAACAAUUGGCAAUCAAAAAACAAAAACAAAAACAUAAAAAGCUUUUCUGGCUAUUGUACUAUAUUACUGGUAAGUUUCUAAACAUGUAAUUUGCUUUUAUGAUGUCAACUUUCUUUAGUUAUAAGCUGGUUAUCCUGUUAGAUUUAUCAUUUAUACUCUAGAAGCAAUCCUCAGACAAUCACAUUUAUCUAGGUUUCAAUUUUUAUAACUGCCUAAAGGGCUCAUCCAUUUACGUGAGUCUAUUACUGAGGGUUGACUAAAUAAUAUAUUUUUCUAUGUCUAAAGACUCUUAUUUUUCACUUAAAUACUUGUAUUUUUAAACAAUGAAAAUAUGUACCACAAUAAAUUAUUUUUAAUAAUUUGGACUGCUUAUCUCUUUAAAAACAAUUAUAUAUAAAUUAUUAUAGUCCAUGUAAUAUGCCCCUAUUAAAAUUUAAUUUUGAUAGAAAUAACAAUGGUCAAAAAUAGUGUGCACUAAUAUAAAUUUUUUCUCACAAACUGUAAAAAAAAGACGUUUUCUGCUCUUAAAUAAACAUCGCCUAGUCAAGACGUUGUUUUAAAAUUACUUUUCUUUUUAUCAAGUAUUUGUAAAUUUGAAAAUGCUUUCAAAGGCAGAAUUUAAAGAACUGUGGUCAUGAAAUGAAUAACUAUGUAUCUUAUUAUUCUAGCACAGCAUCUGGCAUGAAGAAUCAAUAGAAUACUCACCACUGCACCACCAUUUCUUGCCGUUAAUUACAUAGCUAUCUCCAUCUUGCUGGAUGCUACAUUCAAUAUUUGUGGCAUCACUUGAAGCUACAUCGGGCUCUAUAAAUAAGCAAAGGCUGAAUUUACAGGCAGGCAGAUACCAUUAGUUUACAAAAGACACUUAGUUAAAGAAAUGUGAACUCUUUGAGGACAGAGGCAUCUUUGUCUUUUUCAUCUUCCUACCCUUCCCCCAUUCCCCCUGGUUCUCCUACAACCUACACAUAGUAGGUAUUCGAUAAAUGUGCAUUGGAAGAAUGAAUGCAUAAAUGAAGUAUUUAGAACAACUCAGAUAGAUCAACUAUGCGAAUUAUGUUCUUGGCAUUCUCAGUGAUAUAUGACUUGGGAUACAACUCAAUCUUUUCUCCAAUCAUCAAACGUGCAUUAAAAAUAUCGUUCUUUACUUCCCACAAUGAAAAUCUGUACUACAUAUUUGCAAGCCA
Molecule: messenger RNA, 2972 nt
Organism: Balaenoptera acutorostrata (minke whale)
Lineage: Eukaryota; Metazoa; Chordata; Mammalia; Artiodactyla; Balaenopteridae
Gene: ACKR4
Product: atypical chemokine receptor 4
Exons: 2
Coding region: 276-1328 (350 amino acids)
Biological process (GO): G protein-coupled receptor signaling pathway; immune response; chemotaxis
Cellular component (GO): membrane
Molecular function (GO): chemokine receptor activity; scavenger receptor activity; chemokine binding
Source: RefSeq, a predicted model, not a curated record